AUGCGCGCCAAACGCUCGAAAAAGUACCGCAAGAUCAUGCAGCAGUAUAACCUCACCUUCGGCUUUCGAGAACCAUACCAAGUCCUUGUCGAUUCGCACCACCUCCGCCUCCUCCACGCCUUCAAGAUGCCCCUCCACCGCUACCUGGAGAAGACGCUCCACGGCAAAGUGAAACCCUUCAUCACGAAAUGUACGCUCGCUUCCAUACUUGGGACGACGGAUCUGCAUACGAGUCGGAGACCGGAUUUCUUGCCGCCGCCGCUGGAGCUGCCGCUGAGGCAUUGUUCGCAUGGCGAGAUUGAGGAGGGGAACGGGGGAGGGGUGUUGCCGGAGGAGGAAUGUUUGCUGGAUUUAUUGAGCGGCGGCGUGACGGGGAAUCAGCAGCCGAAAAAUAAACAGCAUUUUGUGCUUGCUACGGCGGAUGCACCAGGGAGGAAUGAUGAGAGUAGAAAGAGGGAGGUUUUGGGGAAGGUGAGGAGGCCGGUCAGCUCAUCAAUGGACGAGGGAAUUAGGAUGCAGGCCAGGGAGAUACCGGGCGUGCCUAUCAUCUACGUGAAGCGGUCUGUCAUGAUUUUGGAAGAGUUGUCAGGUGCGAGUCUCGGUGUGCGGAGGCGGGAGGAGAAGGACAAAUUCAGGGAUGGCUUGCUUGGGAUGGAAAGCAGGAAGAGGAAGAGAGAUGAGGACGAGGGAGGAGACAAUGGCGAUAACAAGGAGAAUGGAGGAGAAGUUGAAGCGGCUGCGCCGAAAAAGAAGAAGGCGAAGGGAAUCAAGGGACCCAACCCAUUGAGUGUGCUGAAGAAGAAAUCAAAGCCGAUGAUUCAACCUCGUGGAGCUCUUACCGAUAAACCCACAAAAUCGGUGCCGCCAAAAGUUCGUGAUGCCUCGACAGAAGAAGGCCAGCCGAAAGCCAAAAGGAGACGAAAGCAUGGCAAGAAGGGAAAGUCGGAUGCUGCAGAAGGCGCAGAUAAACAUGACAUUCUUGAGGUUGCAAAUGGAGUAGAGGAAGGCUGA
This is a messenger RNA of Endocarpon pusillum Z07020, 1011 nucleotides long. RefSeq lists its product as uncharacterized. The transcript is spliced from 2 exons. Gene Ontology annotation, cellular component: small-subunit processome; nucleolus. Gene Ontology annotation, molecular function: small ribosomal subunit rRNA binding. The record is from RefSeq and is a predicted model, not a curated record. Bases 1 to 1011 code for a protein of 336 amino acids. NCBI's taxonomy places the organism in Eukaryota, Fungi, Ascomycota, Eurotiomycetes, Verrucariales, Verrucariaceae.